UAUCAAAACAACCUUAUCGCGCGGGUACGUGGAGUGCCAUUAAAUCGGCCGAUUAGAAGUGGUGUUUGACUAUUUUGUUUGGUAAAUAGUGCACGCUAAUUAUAUAGGCGACUCGGUUAUAGUGGCGACAAGGAUAGAAGCAUUUUUUCUUCGAAUUUAACAAGAUUAUCCCAAGCCAAACCGCCUUGAUCUUUAUAUGUUUACAUCUCGAAAGACAAACUGAACGUGUGUGGUGCGCUUUAGAUUUUCAUACAUACAGAGUGCCCUGUUUGUACUUAAAAAAAUUGGAGGGCGCGUCGGGAACACCCUGUAUGUCAGAACUAUCGAAGCUCCAAGCCUUACACAAACAGACUUGCCGCGCGAUGAGAAAUAUUCCACUGGUGAUUACUUAUCUGCAUAGAGCCUGUGUUUCAAAUUUAAGCGCCUUUUGACGAGAUUAUCGCAAAAAUCUGUGGUGUACGCCGUGUGCGGUGCCUCGUGGUCACAGCAAGCGUUGCCUAACGUGUGCGAUUGCGUUUUGUUUGUGUUUAGUUUUCCCUACAAGGGUUGAACCUGCUCAGGGAACACAUAGAUGACAAACAGGAAGCCGAAAUCAUGGAGUUGAACCAUGGGGGGCUGGGUGACCGAAAAUUUCCCGGGCCGAUACGGCCUAAGAGGAAGUUGAGCAUACCAGUCGCCCUUUCUGUACCGCCCAACAUCUCCGAACAUGCUGCUUUUAGAAGGAGGUUCAGCAAUGUUGGAGAUGCCGUUUCCAGGAAGCUUUCUACCACAAUAGGAUGGAGAAGUGCUGCAGGUGCUAACCCUCCCGAGGAAGUAGUGGCGGUAGGUCGUGCGUUGUGCAGCCUGUAUAUAAGGACGAGGUUGAAACGGGCUGGCGUCUUCAACAGAAAACUCGGCUUAACCAGGGUGCGAAGCGCCGUGGGAACCAUGCCCGGUUGUGGGACUGUCGUCAGAGAUGUUUUUCCAGGUCUGCAAUGUGCCUGUUUGGAACUGGAGCGAAUGUACCCCAAACUGUACACCAACGUGACGAGACAGACGGGUUUCCUGCAUGGAAACGGCGUCUCCGGCAUCCUCCUCGCGGUGGGGCACUACCUCUUGCGCGAACCCACCUGGGGCAAGGUGGUGGCCGUCUUCACCGUGGCCGGUGCCCUCGCCGUCGACUGCGUGCGGUACAGCCACCACGAGCAGCUACCCAGCAUCCUGGAUGACAUGACGGAGCUGCUGGAGGAUAAGAUGGCCGAAUGGGUCAACUUCAAUGGGGGAUGGACUGGACUCAUGGCCCACUGUAAGGCGAAAGACCAAGAGAUUUCCUACGUGCAAUAUUUGACGAUAUUCGGCCUGGUGGCCAUCGUUCUUCUAGUCGCCUACUUUGUAGUGAGAUUUUGUGUCAAAAUAGGCGUUUGACAUAUCUAGAAUGUCAUUUUAUCGAUACCUAUAGAUGAUUAGGAAGCCAGAUUUAGAGAAAUCCUAGGUCGAUUUGAGACAAUUAGAAUAAAUUGUAACAUAUCUAUUUCAUUUAUAAUUUGGUAUACUGAGGUAAGGUACAGUAUUAUACAUUUUCUAUAGUGUUAGGAAUCUUUUUGCAUAAUCAUUAUUUAAUAAUGAUUAUUAGACCCUGCCUUGAAUUUAUGAAAUAUUCGUUCUAAUAUAAUAAUGUUACGAAAAUAUAAGGCGUUUAGAUAUAAAUUAUUACGAGAAAAGUGCAAUUAAGCACAAAAGGAACUGACAAAAUACAGAAGUUUAAUUAUUAACAUGUAUUAUUAGAUCGUUUUUUUUUUUUCUGUGGAGGGCACCGGGCUUUCUCCGCACCUGAUUAUGGUUACAUUGGUUUUUAUUUCUUUUCACAUUUAGUCAAAUCAUUAUCUUACAUUCCAGCUCCUUACAUUCCAGAUUACAAAGUCCAGUCGCCUAUACAAAAUUUGUUCUCCGUUUGAUUCUAAUGAUCACUCAGUGUAAUUAGUCUAGUUUAGAAAUUUGUAAUGCUUUAUUAAACUCUUUCGAUAGUUUUACAUAUAUUUUUAGAAUACAAGGUCGUUUUUUUAUGUUUGUAAAACUUAUUCGACUAUUUAAAAGGUUUAAUACUGUACUAAACAUAAAUCUGGAUUUUCCUAUGACUUCAAACUUAUCCUCAAGUGUUAUGAGCAAGUAAAUAGUUUUAUACUUGCCUGUGUAGAUUAUAUUUCAUGCGAAUUAGGGGACGCAGACUUGUACAAAUCUGAGAUUGUGAUUUUUAAUAGCUAAAUCUAUUUAUUUAAUAGAUUAUAAUUACGUUACACUAGAUACGAUCUAUUUUGAUUUGUAAUUUUUUACAAUAAAAAAAAAAG
This is a messenger RNA of Anoplophora glabripennis (Asian longhorned beetle), 2324 nucleotides long. RefSeq names its product bcl-2-related ovarian killer protein homolog A. The transcript is spliced from 7 exons. Gene Ontology annotation, molecular function: protein heterodimerization activity; protein homodimerization activity. NCBI's taxonomy places the organism in Eukaryota, Metazoa, Arthropoda, Insecta, Coleoptera, Cerambycidae. Gene Ontology annotation, cellular component: mitochondrial outer membrane. Gene Ontology annotation, biological process: extrinsic apoptotic signaling pathway in absence of ligand; regulation of apoptotic process; intrinsic apoptotic signaling pathway in response to DNA damage. Bases 595 to 1404 code for a protein of 269 amino acids. The record is from RefSeq and is a predicted model, not a curated record.